Messenger RNA from Sardina pilchardus (European sardine), 754 nucleotides. Its product is annotated as high choriolytic enzyme 1-like. The record is from RefSeq and is a predicted model, not a curated record. The transcript has 6 exons. Gene Ontology annotation, molecular function: metalloendopeptidase activity; zinc ion binding. Lineage: Eukaryota; Metazoa; Chordata; Actinopteri; Clupeiformes; Clupeidae. Gene Ontology annotation, biological process: proteolysis. The coding region runs from base 131 to 754 and encodes 207 amino acids.
UUUGCGCUCUGCAGAGACGUCUGAUGAGGAUCCGCCCUCUGAGGACCUGCCCGUCUCUGUGCUGCUGCAGAGAGCUAACUUUGGCCGGAUACAUGCUGCUGAUGAGCCCCCCCUGGUGGACGAUAUCGCCAUGGCCUUUGAAACGAGCAGAUUCUCUAAGCCCUGCAUGUCCCGAGAAUGCAUGUGGCCCAAGUCCAAGAAUGGAAAGGUGCAGGUGCCCUACUACAUCAGCAACGACUUCUCUUCCCGUGAGAAGUCCAUCAUCCAGCGCAGCCUGGACAGCUUCACCUCCUCCACCUGCAUCCAGUUCCAGCCCCGGCAGAGUGAGAGGGACUACAUUGGCAUCUACUCCAGAAAUGGGUGCUACUCCUAUGUGGGCCGUCGUGGUGGUCAGCAGGUUGUGUCCCUGAGCCGUAGGGGCUGUCUGCACCGUGGCACCAUCCAGCACGAGCUGCUCCAUGCCCUGGGCUUCAACCACGAGCAGGCGCGCAGCGACCGCGACAAAUACAUCCGAGUGAUUUGGGAGAACAUCAUCGAUGACAAGCAGUAUAACUUCAACAAGAUGAAAACUCUUAAUCAGAAUACUGCUUAUGACUACAACUCAGUAAUGCAGUACAACAGAUUUGCCUUCUCUAAGAACAGGAGGCCAACCAUGGUGCCCAUCCCCAACAAUGACAUGGAGUUUGGCCAGGCGACUGAGAUGAGCCAGAAUGAUAUCAUCAGAGUGAACAAGCUUUACAAAUGCCGUGAGUAA